AUGACGGUGCCGCCAUCUCCAUCGCUUAGUCCAAUCCGAGAGCCGCCCAUAUCUCACCCUGGUACCUUCUCGCCACCGCCCAAGCCAGUGCGUCAAGGGUCCAUGGAAGCUCACCAUGAUACAAAGCCCAUGGACUACGAUGACUAUGAAGCACUUCCACCCAACUUCUCCAUAUUGGAGAAUUGUUUCGCGGGCGCAUUUGCGGGCAUCGCAACACGGUUACAGGUCCUCAAGCCCGCCGAGGGUGGCCUAUACACAGGCCUCACAAACGCUUUCCUGAAAAUUCGAAAGGUCGAAGGAUCAGGACGGAUGUGGAGAGGCAUCUCUAGCGUUAUAUUAGGAGCUGUGGCUAGUGGCGGGUCAGCUACUAUAGCAAGCGAUGCGCUCAUGAAUCCUUUCGAUGUCAUUAAGCAGCGCAUGCAAGUCCAUGGCUCAACUUAUCGAUCUGUUUUCCACUGCUUGAAGUCUGUCUACAGGAAUGAGGGGGUACGAGCCUUCUACGCCUCAUAUCCGACGACCAUAGCCAUGACGGUGCCCUUCACAGCAUUGCAAUUUAUGGCAUAUGAAAAUCUAUCGGAACUCCUGAAUCCGGCAAGAGAAUAUAGUCCGAAUGCGCACAUUAUUGCCGGAGGCAUGGCAGGCGGCUUUGCAGCUGCACUGACAACUCCAUUAGACGUUAUCAAAACCUUGCUACAGACACGAGGAAGCGCACAUGAUCGAGAGUUGCGUCUUGCAAGGGGACUGUUCGGAGCCGCUUCUAUCAUCAGGAGACAGCAAGGUUGGCGGGGGUUCUUUCGAGGGCUGCAGCCCAGAAUACUGACUGCGGUACCCUCUACUGCGAUCUGUUGGAGCUCCUACGAACUUGCUAAGAAUUAUUUUGUGCAGAACCGCGAUGAUGCUUUAUGA
Bacidia gigantensis is the source of this 906-nucleotide messenger RNA. RefSeq lists its product as uncharacterized. The transcript has 6 exons. Gene Ontology annotation, biological process: iron import into the mitochondrion. The record is from RefSeq and is a predicted model, not a curated record. NCBI's taxonomy places the organism in Eukaryota, Fungi, Ascomycota, Lecanoromycetes, Lecanorales, Ramalinaceae. Bases 1 to 906 code for a protein of 301 amino acids. Gene Ontology annotation, cellular component: mitochondrial membrane. Gene Ontology annotation, molecular function: ferrous iron transmembrane transporter activity.